UAUUUAUGGCCGAUUCUAUGUCGUUUUCCAAACACGUGCUUGAAUGAUUAAUAUUUUCGUUCGAAAUCAUCAAUCCAUCAACAACAAAAAAUGCCUAAAAGUAAAUUGUUAUUAGAGAAAAUAAUCGCUCCAACAACCGAAAGUGGUGAUGAUGAUGAUGAUGAUGAUAAUGAUGGUGUUGGAAUCAAUAAUUUUAAUGAUGAAUAUUCAGACGAUUCUGAUGCCGAAUUGGCAAAAGAUUUUGCUAUGGGUAAACUUAAACCAGGUUUAUAUGGAAUGCUUCCAUUCAAAAGAACUGCCGAACAAAUUAAUGACAAAGAAGGUUUGAUGAAAAAAUUAAACGAAAUCAAAAUAUUCGACGAUAAUUGGUUGGAACGAUUGGAUCUAAUAAGUGAACCAGCCAUUAUAACACCUGAAUUAUUACAACAGUAUGGUGAUCUUGAUCUAAAAGUAAAUCGUAAAGGUGAAAUAUCUGGCGAAGAAUUGGAUGAUCCGGCACAAAAUGAUUUUAAACGUGAAAUGUUAUUCUAUCGUCAAGCACAAACAACCGUAAUGGAUUCAAUACGACGAUUUCAUAAUCACUAUAAUAUUAAAAACACUCGACGACCAGAUGAUUAUUUUGCCGAAAUGCUUAAAAGUGAUGAACAUAUGAAAAAAGUUCAUCAAAAACUUGAAACACAACAAACAACAAUGGAAGCAUCUGAUAAAGCUAAAAGACAACGAGAUUUGAAAAAAUAUGGUAAAAAAGUUCAACAAGAAAUUCAGCUGAAACGACAACAAGAAAAACGUGAAUUAUUGGAAAAAAUUCAACGAUAUAAAAAAGGCAAAUUGGAUUCAUUGGAUUUUCUUGAUCAACCGAAUGGUGGACCGUCAACAUCGAAAAGUAAACAACAACAACAACCGAAACAACAGAUGAAUGGUAGAAAUGUUAAGAAAAAUGGUAAAGCUAAAAUUACGAAAAAACAACGAUAUAAAGAAACCAGAUAUGGUUAUGGUGGUCAAAAAAAACGUUCCAAAUAUAAUUCAUCACAAUCGGCUGCAGAUAUGUCCACAUUUUCUGCACGUAAAAAUGGCCGACCAAAAAUCAAAGCAAAUCGACCGGGAAAAUCACGACGACAAAAAAUUAGAAAUAAAUCCCGAUAAUAAUAAAUGAGUUUAUGGUUGUAAAUUUUUUUUUUGA
This is a messenger RNA of Dermatophagoides farinae (American house dust mite), 1180 nucleotides long. Its product is annotated as putative rRNA-processing protein EBP2. Gene Ontology annotation, cellular component: preribosome, large subunit precursor; nuclear periphery; nucleolus. NCBI's taxonomy places the organism in Eukaryota, Metazoa, Arthropoda, Arachnida, Sarcoptiformes, Pyroglyphidae. Gene Ontology annotation, biological process: rRNA processing; ribosomal large subunit biogenesis. The record is from RefSeq and is a predicted model, not a curated record.